ACAAUUCUGGCGAGUGCGCAUGCCUGCUGUUCUGUUCCGGUUACAAAAUGGGCCAACAACAGUCCGGUGGGGCUGGAGGCCAAGGGGAAAAGAAAGAUGACAAGGAGAAAAAGAAGAAGUAUGAGCCCCCAGUGCCGACUCGUGUCGGCAAGAAGAAGAAAAAGAUGAAAGGUCCUGACACCGCCAGCAAGCUCCCUAAAAUUACACCACAUACAAGAUGUCGACUGAAGCUAUUAAAGAUGGAAAGAAUCAAAGACUAUUUAUUAUUAGAGGAAGAAUUUAUCAAGAACCAGGAGAGACUGAAGCCACAAGAAGAGAAACAUGAGGAGGAACGGACAAAGGUAGAUGAACUGCGUGGCUCGCCCAUGUCUGUUGGUAAUCUGGAAGAAAUUAUUGAUGACAACCAUGCCAUCGUGUCAACAUCUGUAGGAAGUGAGCACUACGUCAGUAUUCUGUCGUUUGUGGAUAAGGACCAGUUGGAGCCUGGCUGUUCAGUCCUCCUCAACCAUAAGGUACAUGCUGUAGUGGGUGUACUGUCAGACGAUGUGGACCCUAUGGUGACAGUGAUGAAGCUAGAGAAAGCUCCACAAGAGACAUAUGCCGACAUUGGUGGUCUAGAUCAACAAAUUCAAGAAAUCAAGGAGUCUGUAGAGCUGCCUCUCACACAUCCAGAGUACUACGAGGAGAUGGGAAUCAGACCUCCAAAAGGUGUUAUAUUGUAUGGUCCCCCUGGUACCGGUAAGACCUUAUUGGCCAAGGCAGUGGCCAAUCAAACUUCAGCUACCUUCCUCAGAGUGGUCGGCUCAGAACUUAUACAAAAGUAUCUCGGUGAUGGGCCAAAGCUUGUUCGAGAGCUGUUCAGAGUUGCAGAGGAACAUGCCCCAUCUAUUGUGUUUAUAGAUGAGAUUGAUGCUGUGGGAACAAAAAGAUACGAUUCCAAUUCUGGAGGUGAGAGGGAAAUCCAGAGGACCAUGCUCGAGCUGUUGAAUCAGCUUGAUGGUUUUGACUCCCGGGGAGAUGUCAAGGUUGUAAUGGCUACAAACCGGAUCGAGACUCUGGAUCCUGCCUUGAUCCGACCUGGUCGGAUUGAUAGGAAGAUCGAGUUCCCAUUGCCUGAUGAGAAGACAAAGAGGAGAAUAUUUAAUAUCCAUACAAGUAGAAUGACCCUUGCUGAAAAUGUCAACAUCGAUGACUAUGUCAUGGCAAAGGAUGACCUGUCUGGGGCAGAUAUCAAGGCAAUAUGUACUGAAGCUGGCUUGCUUGCUCUCCGAGAGAGGAGAAUGAAAGUGAGAAAUGAAGACUUCUCAAAGGCAAAGGAGAAUGUGCUGUACAGGAAGAACGAGGGAACUCCAGAGGGCCUUUAUCUCUAAUGUCUGUUCACAGUAGUGUCAUGCUGGUAAUAGUCACCAUUCCUAGGACCAGCACAACCAAGUCAUGGACUUUCUGAUAUUUGUAGUGCUAAGUUUAAAUUAUCAGGUGGAAACUUGUUCUGGAAAAAAAAAAGGAUUCUAUGUGUGAAAAUCAUCUAACAUGAAAGGAAGUAUGUGUGAAAGUUAUUUGUAUGAUGAAUAAAAACUUUGUUGUCAACAAA
Pecten maximus is the source of this 1591-nucleotide messenger RNA. Its product is annotated as 26S proteasome regulatory subunit 4. Gene Ontology annotation, cellular component: proteasome regulatory particle, base subcomplex. Gene Ontology annotation, biological process: proteasome-mediated ubiquitin-dependent protein catabolic process. Gene Ontology annotation, molecular function: proteasome-activating activity; ATP binding; ATP hydrolysis activity. The transcript has 11 exons. Lineage: Eukaryota; Metazoa; Mollusca; Bivalvia; Pectinida; Pectinidae. The record is from RefSeq and is a predicted model, not a curated record. Bases 48 to 1370 code for a protein of 440 amino acids.